This is a messenger RNA of Rhodotorula toruloides NP11, 5178 nucleotides long. Its product is annotated as polyubiquitin. Lineage: Eukaryota; Fungi; Basidiomycota; Microbotryomycetes; Sporidiobolales; Sporidiobolaceae. The transcript has 15 exons. The record is from RefSeq and is a predicted model, not a curated record. Bases 1 to 5178 code for a protein of 1725 amino acids. Gene Ontology annotation, biological process: modification-dependent protein catabolic process; protein ubiquitination. Gene Ontology annotation, cellular component: cytoplasm; nucleus. Gene Ontology annotation, molecular function: protein tag activity; ubiquitin protein ligase binding.
AUGACAGCUACGGCACAUACACAGCUUUUCCAGCAGUCCAGCACCCUCUCUUCGUACCCCGCAUCGCUUCCCCUCCCUCCCCUCCGUCGUCUCGUCCCGCUUUCCCCUCACACGCUCGAGGCGACCACCAAGCCGGGCGACUUGCUCGGUGAGGCUGCCGACGUCUCGUUGAUCGUCAACCUGCCAUCUUCCACCUCACCCAACGCAAACACGCACGACCGCUCUGCGAUUCCGCUCAGUGACCCAACGGUGGCGGCGAGUCGGCGGAGGACCCCGAGGGGCAUGUCGAAGGAGGGCGCGGUAGUCGAGUCGGCGAAGCUGAACGAACCGACUGUGAUAGGCAGAAGCUUUAGGGAACAGAGGCGAGCGGCCGCAACCUGCUCGAAGCGCAACCUCCUCCCUCAUCCGCUGAUCUACACCCGCGCAUUCGUCUCGCUCUUCAUCUCCUCCCCUCUCAACUACAGUACCGGCUCUCCCUCACGCGCCUACAAGCGUGCUCAGGCGUUGAGGCGGCGUGAGCGAGCGAAGGAGAAGAGGAAGCUGGAGACCGAGACGAGGAGGGUGGCGUCGAUGGCGAGGAGGGCGAAGCAGGAGGAGAGCGAGGGCGGAGCGGCCGGUGGAGCGUCAAGGGGGUUUGCUGACGCGACUGUUGACGGCGUCGUUGGCGGAUUGGGCAGAGGGAGGGUUAGGAAGGUCGAGGUGGUUGCAAAGGAAGUCGUCGGCGAGAAGGAGAAGGCGUCGAGCGGCGCUGAGGGUGACGAAGCGGUCCCUUUCGAAGACGCGACGGUGCCGACGCCUCCCGUUCAGGUCGAAGUUGCGACAGUGACGAGCGAGACGAACAACCGCGACAACAAGCUCCCCAACACGAACGACAACUUCCAGGCAGAGACCCAGAAGGAGAAGGUCGUUACGCUCGAGGUUGAGCUGUCCGACAAGAUCUAUACCGUCAAGCUCGCAAUCCAGGACAAGGAGGGCAUCCCGCCUGACCAGCAGCGCCUCUUGUUCGGCGGCAAGCAGCUGGAGGACGCCCGCACCCUCGCCGAGUACUGCGUCGCGCGUGAUGCCACGCUGCACCUGCUGCUGCGCCUGCGCGGCGGGGGUGGACCGGCGUCGAGCGGUGACGCGGCGGCGUCGGCGUCGGCUGGACAGGCGGCGGGCAGCUCAAAGCCCUUCUUGGCGCUCUCGACCUCUCCCGGCACGACCGAGGUCUCCUUGCCCGCUCCUGCACGCAAGCCAGUCCCGAUCAAGCCGGGCGACGCGAUCUUCGCGCAGUUCUCCGCCUCGACAUCUCCCACCGUCCACACCGCGCCUGUCCCCUCGUCGAACGUCCCGCCUGCCGACUCUCCUCGCCCCUCCGCGUCGACUGAACCCUAUUUCGCCGCUCUCUCUCCUUCUGCAAGCGGUACUCCCGCGCCUACCGCCUCUUCAUCCACAAAGUCGCCUCCUUCCGCGUCGGCGUCGCCUCCUCCCUCCGUCCCUGCGACCGGCUCCGCGCCCACCCAUACAUGGAUCUACAGCGGCGAGCUCCGUGACGACAGGCCUCUGACGGGAUCCGUUGGCAUUGCGAGGAAAAGGGUCAUGUCGGAUGCUUGCGCAUUGGCGAUUCAACGACGCGAGUUUGACACGAACGCGGAGGACGCCGUCGCCGAGUCGGACCGAAUUUGCGAGGCAGCGGGCGACCUGUUCGACCGCGAGAAUGGCCUGGGACGCUACGGACCCAGCACGUCCUCGGCUCGACCUACUCCCAAGUCUUCCUCAACUCGACCGCCGCCUCCGCCUGUAAGGUCCCAUCCGAAGAAGCGUUGCCGCGUCAGCGACGAGGGCGAGGCUGUCGCAGUCGCCUCAAACGAUGAUUUAUUGGCGGAACCCGCGACGCCCAAGCCGGCGACGAAGGCGGGGAGGCGGACAACGCCGCAGAAGAAGCCGACGCGGCAGAAGAAGUCGGCGAAGCAGGCAGGCAAAGCGAGGGCUCCGACAAGCCCGCUAGCCGACUUGCCGACGACGUCCGCCACGCCGAGCGCCGCCGACUCGUCAAGGCGGAUCGAGUACCAGAACACGGGCAGCUCUCCGGACCCGAGUUCGACGCUCGACAUUGGCAGAAGCGACUUCCUUGCGGCGACUGCACCAGAGGCUGUCACGUCUGAAUCCUCGGAUGUCCUUCUCGGCGCCCUCUUGAACAUUCGCCUCCCUGAAGCUGUUCGCCACGCUGCCCACGAAGAGCUUCUCCGCUCGUCCGAUGGUCGUCUUUACGUCCCGCUUCGCCCGUCGCCCGUCGUCGAGAUGCGACCGUCAAGCCCGAGGAUCCCGUCGCCUCGCCCUCCGUCGCCGUCUAGCUCAGUCGACGUUCCGCUCGCCUCGGUCUUCGUCGCUGUGGAGGAUCCGGACGGCACGCCAAUCGAGGUGAACCUGACUCGUUCGUCGUCGGGUCUGCCUGAUACCGACGGUGUGCAAGGUUUGCGGAAGGAGGCGGAGAAAGAGCUUGCGUCUUGCGUGACUGUUCUCGUCGGCGGAGCAGGUGACGAGUCCGCGGCAAAGUUCGUUCCCGCUCACGGCGCCAUGUCUGUCGCUCAAGCCUGUGACCUCGUCGACUCACUCUUGACCAAGUUGGUGACGCCACCGCCUCGCCCUACGCCUCCUGGCAAGUCAAACCCAGGCUCGGUUCGCCUCUCACCUGAACAGCAAGCCCGACUUCGCAUCGGUCCCAGGCAUCCUCUCGCGCCUCCCGAACUCGACAACAUUCUCGCCGCCUGCGUCGUCAUCUCGACCUUCUACAACGAGUCACUCGACAUAGCGGCGAGCAAGUCCACCGCGCGGUCGCUUCUAGAUCACUUCGACAAGUCGGCAACCGUGCUCCUCUCGCAUAACGAGAAGGACGCCUUGCCGAUCUCGGAGCAGAUCAAGCUCCUCGACCGGCGGCUUUCAACUUCUGCGCUCAUUCUUGCGCAGCAGUUCAGCGCGUAUAUCACGCCGGUUGCGGGUCAGAAUAACGCCGCUAGGCGCGGAAUGCGCAACGGCGCCUAUCUCGACUGGGACGCGCUCUUCCUCAAGAUCCAGCCGCGGCGUCCCGAUCUUGUCCUCGCCCUCGAGCGCGUCCUACCCCGCCUUGCCUCGCGAGAGGGCGAUACGGGCAAAUCUGCCGACUGGCGCUUCAUCGCCAGACGGGACCUCAGCCUGUCGCUGCAAGAAGCGGUCGACCGCGUGGUUGUUAGCCAGCCUGAGGUUGCAUUCCGCGAUGCGGAACAAGCCGACCCUGUCAACCGCAGCCCCGAAGCUGUCUCCUGCCAUCCCGCCUACACCAUACCAAUCUUCAUGCUCGACACGGCAUUCGACGACUUGCUCGAGCAGUUCGAGGCCGAGGCGGGUCUGCGAGGCGAAGUGACGGGGUUCGAACUCAACAUCGAAAAGACGCCGGCGUUUGCAGCGGCUCUGCGAGCGGCGCACCUCGCAGCCAAGUACGAAGUCGAUGGGCACCCGCCAAUCACGACUGGACUCGCUCUCGAAGCGGGACAAGACGCCGUAUCGCCGUUCUAUCAGAACUCGAGCGUUAAUAUCCUUGUGUGGAAACCGUUCGUGCAGGAGUGGUGGAAGCGAAAGGCGAAGCCCAGACUUGACGCCAUUCACCGCAAUGCGCACGCUUCGUCGUCAAACGAGCGAAGCUGGAAGGUCGAGAUCAACUCUGAGCGGCCAGGUCUCAGCGCUAUCCGCAAAGCGACGACGCGACCGAACGACGCUUCCGUUGCUAUCGAGGACGGCAAGAACCUCGCCAAUAUGACGGGACUUUUCAACCUCGCCUCUCAAGCUCGCCUCGCUCCGAAACUCGCUCCCAUGCACGACAAGGAUCAAGUCUGGCGGUGCGAGGCUGAGAACGGCAGCGUAGCCCAGCAAGCCACCUCAAUCCUCGACUACCUCUCCGACAAGAUCGCUUCGCCCAUCGUUCACUAUGCGGCUCGCCAGCCGCCCAUGCGCCGCUUUGACGAAGGCGAGCAAGACUGGACUCGACCGGAACGUGAUGACCUUAUCCACGGCGCAACACGCGGUCAAAACAACGCCGGUGGUCGAUUCAGCUCAAGGUUGGUCUCGCAUUGUGGCCUUCUCGUCAUCCAAACUCAGCUACGACAAGCGACUGGAGCUGCUGAGAUGGAAGAACUUCCUUACGACUUCUCCCACCUUCGACCACCGGUCACACCUCCGUCCGGUGCCAGCGACACGGCCGCUGAGGAUCACCGCAACCUCGCCGACUUGAACCAGCCUUGGCAGCCUUUCGCGACAAUAUCGUCUCAGGCAGACCACCUAAACGACUUCCUCGACUCGCUUGACCCGGCCCUCUUCCUGCAAGUCCGGUCGCUCCUCAAACAGGCAAUCCAUCGACCGACGGCAUCAAAGGGCUUCGGCCAACACUACACCGGUCGCAAUGCGUUAGAUGCCUUUUUCCUCCUCAACUACUUCCUCCGGCUCCUCACGUCUGAGAACCUCAUCGACAAUCAGCAGGCGCAGGACAUACACACCUUCAUGGCUACGUCGCUCUCCCUCGCGGCACUUUCGCCGCGCCCCGCCCUUUUCGCCCCUCUCAUCCCGGUCAUGAUCCACAAGAUGGCGCUUGCGCUGGACGACGAGGCGCAGGCCGGACGUCUCGAAGUUUUGCUCUCGCUACUCGAACAACAGUACAAGGGCGCGCUCCUCGGGCUCCUGCAGCACACGGAUGCCGAUUCCUUUUACAGCGCGACGAUGCAUGACGACAUUACCAAGGUCGCCAUCCUCUUCGACUUGCUCGUCAACGGCGGAACCUGCGCAAGCUGCGGGCGCGCAACCUUUGCGAUGAAGGAGUACCAGCCGACGCGGAGUCGGGAGGAUGAGGAGGAUCGAAGGAGGACACUCUCCUGGACCACGCUCUCAGCCGCGCGUGUGGUGGCAGACGUAGCGACGCUGCAGCAGGUGGUCUACGGCCAAAUUGGAGGAGACGGAUGGGGCUACAGCUUGCUCGGAUGCGCCUACGAUUUCGAGCAGAAGAACAAUCUUUCACUUGCCUCCCGCGCGGCCGACAAAGGCACGACGACCCUCGCCCACAAGCGCUGCAAGGUCGAGCGCGGCAAGACGACCGCAUACAAGGUGCUCAUCGGGGAUGCGGUGGCGCGAGGCGAGGGUGGAGGUGGUGGUGAGGCGGGUGGACGCGACGGCUGA